Triplophysa dalaica is the source of this 2443-nucleotide messenger RNA. It is a transcript of the gene nr1h4, whose product is annotated as nuclear receptor subfamily 1, group H, member 4. The record is from RefSeq and is a predicted model, not a curated record. Gene Ontology annotation, biological process: bile acid signaling pathway; positive regulation of transcription by RNA polymerase II; negative regulation of transcription by RNA polymerase II. Bases 674 to 2113 code for a protein of 479 amino acids. Lineage: Eukaryota; Metazoa; Chordata; Actinopteri; Cypriniformes; Nemacheilidae. The transcript is spliced from 9 exons. Gene Ontology annotation, molecular function: RNA polymerase II cis-regulatory region sequence-specific DNA binding; nuclear receptor activity; zinc ion binding.
GCUAUGACAUACAGUAUCCAAUAGUUUGUGUAAAGGUAAAACAUGUCAAAUUAAUAUCUAUACAAGGUCAAGUGUGUAAAUUUUUAGAGGAUCUAUUGACUGAAAUACAAUAUACAUAACUACCUUACAUAAUGAAGCGUUGUUUUUAUACCUUAGACUGAGCUAUUCCUUUCUACAUACACCACGAGACCGCUUGCAUGGAAUUCACCAUGUUGUUUCUACAGUAGCCCUUUAUGGACAGAACGUUGUACAGAGCGCAUUUCGUAAUGUUAUUUCCUUCGGGAAAGAAGCAAAAACGUGAGGACAUUUUAGUGCUGUAAAUUGCAUACAUGGACCUUUAAAAUAUUUAAAAUGAUGUUAGUGAGUAUAAAUGUUGAUGACACGUUUCUAUUUUUAGUAGAAGCAUAACAAGUUGAUACUGUUACUUUAAAAUCGCAAGCCAGCAUGUUAUCAUCCGGAGGAUAUUUACAGUAUAAGAUUCACCAUCCAUCGAACCUGUAAUGAUACAGGAAGGUGUGACUGUCAGGUCAAUGAGCAACUAUAGUGACCUUUGCUCCCACUAGUACAUUUGAGGCAUGCAAAGGUGUUCUGGAAGCGUAAUAUUUUGUGAAAAGACAGUCAAGUCAACAUUAGACACAGAUGUAAUGUUGAAGCGCUAAAGGAACACAGCUGGAUGGUUAGGAAUCAAUACAGCUAUAGAUCAUCAGUACCCUUCCUGGGACACUCUGACAUGGCCAUGGUGCAGAAGAAGGCAUCAGAUAUUCUGGCAGAGCAGAACAGUCCUUUGCUGCAGGACCAGGAGGUCAUGCCCUUCACCAGCUAUCCCAGCAUGCAGUUUACCUCGGCAGAACCCUGCAUAUCAUCACCGCCGUACUACCCCGGUCAGCACUGUUACCCACAGUUCAGCGGGGAGGAGUGGUACUCUCCGUCUGCUGUGUUCGAGAUGAGGAAAGGACCUUUGGAGGGGGGGUUUGACCAUGCGAUGGAGGAGUCUUGCCCUGUUGUCCCCACUCUGUGUAAGAGGUCCAGACAUGCUCCUCAGUCUGGAAAGAGCAAAGGAGAGGAACUGUGCGUGGUCUGUGGAGAUAAUGCGUCAGGGUAUCACUACAAUGCUCUCACAUGUGAGGGAUGUAAAGGGUUCUUCAGAAGGAGCAUCACAAAGAAUGCUGUAUAUAAGUGUAAGGCCGGAGGAAACUGUGAGAUGGACAUGUACAUGCGCAGGAAAUGCCAAGAGUGUCGACUCAGGAAGUGCAAAGAGAUGGGCAUGCUUGCAGAAUGCUUGUUAACUGAAAUCCAGUGCAAAUCCAAACGCCUGAGGAAAAACACAAAGGCAUCAUCUGAUGAAAGCAUAGGGGAGGAUGGAAGUGAUAGUAGAGAUGCUAAACAGGUUGUAUCGACCUCUAGACCUUUCAAGGAAAAUUUUGAACUGAGUCAAGACCAGCAGGCUUUAGUAAAUUUCAUCGUUGACGCUUACAACAAACAUCGCAUCCCUCAAGAUAUGGCAAAGAAACUGUUACAGGAGCAGUUCAGUCCUGAAGAAAACUUCCUCUUGUUGACAGAGAUGGCAACCAGUCAAGUCCAAGUGCUGGUUGAGUUCACAAAAAAUAUACCAGGUUUUCAAUCUCUGGAUCAUGAAGAUCAAAUCGCAUUAUUGAAGGGUUCGGCCGUAGAGGCGAUGUUCCUGCGCUCUGCUCAGGUCUUUACCAAAAAACUUCCUUACGGGCACACAGAGGUGCUGGAGGACAGGAUUAGAAAAAGUGGAAUAUCGGAAGAGUUUAUCACCCCAAUGUUUAACUUUUAUAAAAGCAUUGGGGAACUGCAGAUGAUGCAGGAGGAACAUGCUUUGCUCACCGCUAUUACAAUCCUCUCACCAGAUAGGCCAUAUGUAAAGGACCAGAAGGCUGUGGAGCAUCUGCAGGAGCCUAUGCUGGGCGUGCUGAGGAAGGUUUGUAAGAUACAGCAUCCUCGGAAGCCACAGCACUUUGCACGACUGCUGGGACGUCUGACUGAGCUACGCACCCUCAAUCACCAUCAUGCAGAGAUGCUGGAGUCAUGGCGGAUGAGCGACCACAAGUUCACACCUCUUCUCUGUGAGAUUUGGGACGUCCAGUGACCCAUGAACUAAAACAUGAAAGAACAAGAUGAAAAAGAAGUAUACUAAAGACUUUUACUAAGCUGUCAAUAAGUGAAGUUUACACACCUGGGACAGUCAAAGUAACUUAAACACAAUGUACUGUGCUGUAUAUGAACAUUGUUCACUAAAAACAAUUGUAAGACAUCACCAGCUCUUCAAGGACAAAAUUCUGGUGAAUAAUGUAAUGCCUUUGUAAAUGUUUACCUGGACUUGGCACCUUGGUUUGUUCUUCGAUCUGUGGACUGCAUGGCCUUUUACAUUCUCUAUUUGUGGUAAAUUAAAUAGUAUUUUAAUGUUUUCAAACCUUUA